Molecule: messenger RNA, 993 nt
Organism: Ostrinia nubilalis (European corn borer)
Lineage: Eukaryota; Metazoa; Arthropoda; Insecta; Lepidoptera; Crambidae
Exons: 5
Coding region: 184-993 (269 amino acids)
Biological process (GO): positive regulation of transcription by RNA polymerase II
Cellular component (GO): nucleus
Molecular function (GO): transcription cis-regulatory region binding; protein binding
Source: RefSeq, a predicted model, not a curated record
AUUAAAAGACAUGAUGAUAGCCUAUCGCUGUAUGGUAAAAUAAGCAAAAAAGAUAAUUCUAAGAACUGAUUUCUCAAGUGAAUAUGAGCGAAGAGAAAUCCAAUAGUAGAAUAAGCGAAAAAAGUUCAGAUAUAUCCCAGAGAAGCGUUUUAAUUCCGGCUAAUAACCCCCAAAGAAUCGAAGAUGUCGAGACCUCCACACAAACGACAACUGUCGGAGUCUUCCCUGGACGUCCACAUACCUUCGUACCCUGGAUCCAUAAGGUCUGUGAAAAUAGCUUCGGAGACUUCCCUUGACGAGAAACAUCGUGAUAAGAGUUUGAGGGAGGCAGUGGACUUCCUUCAUCGGGAUCAUGAGUUUCUGAUCGCUGCUGAGACUGGUAACGAUCGGAUUCUUGAAGUCGUAAUGAGAACUGGAAUCGACAUUCAAGCGAUGGACCACCUCGGCAGAAACGCGUUACACCUUGCAGUCUGCGCGAACUGCUUUCGCGCUAUCAUUUUACUUCUGGACGCGGGGGUCAACACAAACGUCAAGGAUAACCUUGGCAUGACUCCUCUUUCCCUUUGCUUGAUGAGAAGGCCGUCCCUGCGAGUGGCUAAUCUUCUAUUUGACUAUGGGGCUAAAAUAAUGCCACGUACCGAUCCUAUGGACACUGGUUUAUUUAUACAAUUCGUCAUGAUGUGCGUACCCACCCCAGAGGAAGAAAGGAUAUUGUUCCUGCUUGUCGAGAAAGGUGCGAUUGUGAACGACUCGGAGGCACCCGGCGGUCGGCAAGCCCUACACUUUGCAGCCAUGAGCAAUAAUUGCAGGCUCAUCAACAUUCUAGUAGAACUAGGAGCCAAUCUUUACUUGUUGAACCACAGAAGCCAAACACCGGCGGAAGUCGCUAGAACUUUCAGAUGCAGAGAGGCUCAAGCGCUUCUAGAAGCACUAGAAUUGGAGCCUGAAUCUAGCAUUACAACUUUUACUACGAUUACAACGUUUAUUGAUUAG